Molecule: messenger RNA, 7764 nt
Organism: Cucurbitaria berberidis CBS 394.84
Lineage: Eukaryota; Fungi; Ascomycota; Dothideomycetes; Pleosporales; Cucurbitariaceae
Product: polyketide synthase PksD
Exons: 9
Coding region: 1-7764 (2587 amino acids)
Biological process (GO): secondary metabolite biosynthetic process; fatty acid biosynthetic process
Molecular function (GO): phosphopantetheine binding; 3-oxoacyl-[acyl-carrier-protein] synthase activity; fatty acid synthase activity
Source: RefSeq, a predicted model, not a curated record
AUGGAGCCAAUAGCUAUCGUCGGACUCGCAUUCAGACUGCCACAGGGGGUGGAAGAUGAAUCCAGCUUCUGGGACGUAUUGGAGCAAAGUAAAAGUGUAAUGACGGCAUGGCCAGAAUCGAGAGUGAAUAUCGAUGCAUUCAUUCGACCCCAUGAUGCUACCCCAAAUACGUUACCGUCGAGGGGAGCGCACUUCCUCAGUCAAGAUAUUACCGUGUUUGACGCCCCAUUCUUUUCAAUAUCCUCGAGGGAGGCUGCUUCUAUGGACCCACAGCAGCGAAUAUUGCUGGAAACAUCAUAUCACGCCCUGGAAAACGCCGGUAUCCCCGUCGAAGACAUCGCAGGUACUGACACAGGCGUAUUCUCAGGGUCAAUGGAGAGCGACUAUCAUAGGACAAUUUCUAAAGACCCAGAUGAAGCGCCAACAAACACUGCGACUGGUGCCUCUGUUUCUAUCCUAGCCAAUAGGUUGAGUUGGUAUUUUGACCUAAAAGGUCCUAGUAUGCAACUGAACACGGCUUGUUCCUCGAGUAUGAUAGCCGUAGAUUUGGCUUGCCAGUCACUCCGAUCUGGGCAGAGUUCUAUGGCUCUUGCCACAGGGUCUAAUCUGAUGCUAAGCCCUGAGCUUUCUUUGUAUCUGUCCAACAUGAACAUGCUUUCACCAGAUGGCAUCUGCUACAGCUUUGACGAUCGUGCAAACGGGUAUAGCAGGGGGGAAGGUGUAAUAGUACUGGUCCUCAAGACACUACACACUGCAAUCAGAGAUGGGGAUAACAUACGUGCUGUUAUCCGGGGGACUGGCUCGAACCAAGAUGGCCGUACACCGGGGAUCACCCAACCAAGUUCUACUUCUCAAGAGAGUCUCAUACGCCAAGUGUACAGAAAUUGCAACCUUGGUUUCGAAUCAACACGCUACGUAGAGGCCCACGGAACCGGGACACAGAUCGGAGACUCGACUGAAAUGAAGGCCCUUGGUGCUGUGUUCAGGCGCGUCAGAUCUAUCAAAGCGCCUCUCUAUGUUGGUUCUGUCAAGUCCAACGUGGGACACCUUGAAGGUGGUAGUGGUUUGGCUGGAAUACUCAAAUGCAUCCUAAUCCUUGAAAAGGGGGUUAUUCCACCAAACGCGUUGUUCGAGAAAUUGAAUGCGAAGAUCAACGCCAAGCGGAGUAACAUACAAGUCCCAUCAUCUUGCAUCUCGUGGCCGGACGGAGGCUUGCGCCGAGUAUCUGUCAAUUCUUUUGGAUUUGGCGGAUCGAAUGCUCACGCUAUCAUGGAUGAUGCCUAUCAUACAUUAGAAGCCCUGAGUCUCCAUACCGGUCUUCAUGCAUUCGGCUCGUCUGUAAUCACAUGUCCGGUAGCUACCAAUGGGCAUGUUAAUGGCAGGCUGACAAAAGCCCAUGAUAUAGAAAUAGACGGGCCGCUACGAGACGAAGCUCCCAAAGUCUCAGAUCUCAACCGGACAGCGACUCCAGAGAACGACAUUAGUUCAAGCCCGUCAACCAACGGCGUCACUUCAUCGGACUCGUCAACAGAACUUUGCAAGUACCAGCUUCUCGUUUAUUCUGCGCGAGAUGAAGCAGCUUUGAAGCGCGUUCUUCAACAAUACAGCAGGUAUCACGAUGAUAGCAUAUUGGGGUCGCCAAGUAGGCUGCAAAAGCUAGCUUAUACCCUUGCUACACGCCGAAGUAUGAUGAUCAUGAGAUCAUUUACUGUAGGCGACGCGAACUUGACUUCUGAGGCUAUUGGUUUGCCAAAAUCAGCUUGCGUGCGUUCAUCUAUUGAAACACAGCUUUGCUUCGUGUUCACGGGCCAAGGUGCUCAAUAUGCCAAGAUGGGAUUGGAACUGAUCCAGUAUCCUGUGUUCAAGUCCGCCCUGAUAGAUGCGAACAAGGUUUUCCAAGCUCUAGGAGCUGGAUGGUCUUUAUUCGACAAGAUCGAAAGUGGCGAAGGCAUCAACCUGCCACAAUUCAGCCAGCCUCUUUGUACUGCUCUUCAAAUAGCUCUUUUCGAGUUACUAAAGAGCUUCAAUGUUGCCCCAGUAGCCGUCGUCGGCCACUCUUCCGGGGAGAUUGCGGCGGCGUAUGCACUUGGGGCUCUAUCACUCGAGUCCGCCUGCAAGGUUGCAUAUCACAGAGGUAGACUGAGCGGACAGUUAGCUAAACAGUUAGAUGCUUCAACCAACUCUGGAGCGAUGAUGUCCGUAAACCUUCAGGAGGGAGGCUUUCGUGCUUACGUGGACAAGGUCCUUCCGGGUGCAGAUGUCCAUGUUGCCUGUGUCAACAGCCCUUCGAAUAUCACUCUUGCUGGGCUUGAAAUAGACAUCGAUGUGCUAAAAGGUCAUUUGGACGAUGAUGGGGUAUUCUCUCAGAAGAUAAAGACGGGGAUAGCCUACCACACUUCGGUCAUGCGACAAAUAGCCUCGGAGUAUCUGUUCUGCCUAAAUGACCUCCAGGAUCCGGAACUGGACAGUAACACGACGUUGAUGGUGUCUUCGGUCACUGGGCAAAAGAUUACCGCGACCGAACUAUCAGUGGGCCAGUAUUGGGUCGAUAAUCUGACCUCACCUGUGCGCUUCGUCGACGCCGUGCAAUACCUCACGCAAGCUGCACCCAAAUUGGACGGGAUCAAAGCAAUAUCCGACUACAUUGAGAUUGGCCCAUAUGGGGCACUACGUCGACCCAUACUCGAUACGUUAAGUCAGAUUCCAAACAAGAAGGAAUCCAAAUAUGCUUCGAUUCUGUCAAAACUCCGGUCGCCCCUGAAAACCACAAUGGAAUUAGCUGGUCACCUUUUCACUCGUGGCCACCCGAUCUCCAUCACAGCGGUGAAUCAGCAAGUUGCUAGCAUGGGUGCUUCUUCGAUACUGGCAGACACACCCCAAUACCCAUUUGAUCGUUCUCAGCAAUAUUGGUAUGAAAGCCGAUUGAGCCGCGACUGGCGCCUGCGUGGAGCCGCUCCAAGGAGCGUGCUUGGAAUACGUGCGACGGACUGGAACCCACUAGAACCAAGGUGGCGUAAGAUGCUCAGCAUUGAAGAGACACCGUGGAUUGCAGACCAUGUUGUGGACGGGACUAUCAUUUUCCCCGCAGCCGGAUCAAUCGUCAUGGCCCUCGAAGCUGUUAAACAGACAGUUCAAGUGCAACAAAAAAUAUCGGGAUACCUUGUAAAGGAGGCCACGUUUACGAGUCCCAUAUUUGUCCAACCAGAGAAAAAGACCGAGGUUAUAACGCAAUUGCGUGCCAUUCAGCAUGCUUAUGAUAGGACAUCCUUGCGGUUUGAGGUUGUGAUUUUCUCUUCUGCCAUCGAUGGAAAUUGGACCGAAUGUUUCAAGACCGUUAUACAUGUCCAAGUCAAAGAGGAUACCACCACUGAAGUUGACGGAGGAUUCGAAGCACGAGCAGCCCAGGAAGCAUUCUCCAAGAGCUACGAACACGCAACGCUCUCAUGCAAAGAACCAGUCACUAAACAACACUAUUACGAAUGGCUCAACAAGCAAGGCCUCUCAUAUGGUGAUGCAUUCGCUCUUGCAGAAGACAUUUUUUGGGAUGGACAUGAGCUUUGUAUAGCGCGCGUUGACAAUUCCCCAGAAUCUUAUGAGGGCGUAGUCCACCCUACCGUGCUCGAUAAUUGCUUACAAGUAUGCUCUACGGCACCUUCGGGGGGCAUGGCGAAGACCAUGUCCACAUUCAUUCCACAUCAGAUGCACGACACUUGGGUAUCUGCAACAGGGUGGCAGCAUCCGCAAACUGGCUCGGUACGUAUAAAGACUCAGUCUAGGCUGAAUAUAUCGUCAACUGGCAUCGAUUGUUCUAUUACGGCUCUGGCCGAUGAUGGAUCACUGCUUUGCCAUGCAAAACACGUUGGCAUGUCAGCCGUUGCCAACAAGGUGUCGAUGGGCGAUGACCCGAAACGACUACUCCACAGUAUCGAUUGGAAACCACAGCUGUCUCUACUCACCACUCAGCAACUUUCUGACUACUGUGGAGUUAGCAAGUUCACUGAAGAUGAAACUUGGGCGAUCGACUAUUGCAUUUCGUUGGACGAUGCUCUCCGUGCACGUCUCGAGCGCGAUUUAACUCAGCUGCAAGACGCAAUCAGGCCUGAAACACCGGAACAUCUCAAGCGUUUUGUUGCUUGGAUCGAGAGACAGCUUUGCGAAAAGCCAGGCCAGUCUACGAAUGAACUGAGCGACGAAUGUCUCGACCUGAAGGUCAAGAACCUUCGUGCAGUCAGGCCGUCCUGGAGGAUUGUCAUCGACGUCCUGCAGGACCUCACUUCCACCAUACGGGGAAAAACCGACGCUCUUGACCUUCUGUUCUCGACACCAUUGGCCCAGGAUUUGUAUGACGAAUUCUUCAAACGCACAUGCAACGACAAAUUAUUUUCGUACCUUGAACUGGCUACCCAUCAAAAUCCCGAUCAAAGAGUUCUCGAGGUGGGCGCGGGUACAGGCGGUAUGACGAAUCAAGUUCUGGCAAUGCUACGUCGAAUUGAACAGCGCAUUGGAGGCACCGCAUUCAGUGAAUAUGUCUACACCGAUAUCUCUCCAGCUUACUUCGAAGGGGCGCGUGAGCGGUUCGCGGAUUACCGUACACGUAUGAGCUUCAAAACGCUCGACCUUGAGCAUGAUAUCACUGCAAGUAUCGAGCCCGGUUCCUGCGACAUUAUUUUAGCAGGCAGCGUGCUACAUGCUACCAAGAAUCUCUCUGUCACUCUACGCAACCUUCGGCGGGCACUAAAACCCGGCGGCCAGCUGAUCUUCCUGGAGGUCACAGCUCCGGAAUGUUUCGCCAUGAGUUUUGCGUUUGGCAUCCUGCCCGGCUGGUGGUGUGGCGAAGAGGAGACUCGCGCGUGGGGUCCAACAAUCACUGAGUCUGAGUGGGAUGUUCUACUCCGGGAAAAUGGGUUUUCUGGCAACGACUUGGUGAUCAGAGAUUACGAGGACGAGAGGGCGCACGAUGUCAGUAUCAUCGUCUCAUCAGCGGACGACCCCCCGCAUAUAGUGGCUGAGAUAUCAAGGAUCUUGGUCGUUAUCGAUGAUCAAGAUGAGGACCAGAAGAGCCUAGCAUCGGACCUUAUGCGCGGAGUUUUCGACUCAUCAGCCUAUCGCCCCACUAUCUUUUCGCUCUCCCAGAUUGCCGAUGCUGAAGUGUGUCUGACCGAUAAGAUACUAUUCCUUGCCGAUAUGAGAGGAUCGAUAUUAGCUGAGCCAUCAGAUGACACCUUCGAGCUGAUACAGAAUUGGGUGCAGCAAUCUAAGGAGCUACUCUGGGUCACUGCAGCGAGUGUUUCACUCCAAUCCUUUCCUUACACUGGUCUCAAGGAUGGGCUACUACGCGUGAUACGAUCGGAGAAUAGCGGCAAGAGAAUUGUCUCUCUUUCUCUUGAGGAUGGCACGUCCGAUAUGCCAAGCUACUUACAACACAUCGCUCAGGUCUUUCACUUAGCAUUCGAGGCAGUAUCGCCAGAUUUUGAGUAUAUUGUUCGGGAUGGGAAAGUCCUGAUUGGCCGCCUCGUGCUAGAAGUCGACCUUAACAAGGACUUAGAUUCGUCCAUCCAUCCACAGACGAAGCACGAAGCCUGGCUCCCCGGUCCACCCGUCAAACUACAGGUCGGAACGCGCGGUUCUCUCGACACAUUGCGUUUCAUUGAAGACGAGUACCGCGCCAGCCUAGGCCCGACAGAAAUAGAGAUUGAGAACCAGGCUUGGGCAAUUGGCUUCCGCGACGUGUUCAGUGCUUUAGGCCGGCUGGACGAAAACGAAUUUGGCACGGAUUGCGCUGGAAUAGUGAAAAGAGUUGGUUCCCAAUGCAACCAGCUGCGUCCAGGCGACCGCGUCUGUACCUCAUCAUUCGGUUGCAUGCGGACAUAUGUGCAUUGCGAUGAGUUGGAUGCCUUCAAGAUCCCCGAAACUCUUUCCGUUGAGGAGGCAUGUGGGGUUAUCAACCCAGUAAUGACCGCUUGGUACUCUCUCGUUGAUGUGGCCCGCCUGAAAAAAGGGGAGAAGAUCCUCAUCCAUGCGGCGUCGGGGGCAACGGGACAGGUCGCUAUCCAGGUCGCCCAGAUGAUCGGCGCUGAGGUCUUCGCAACUGUGGGAUACGAUCACAAGAAGCAGUUGCUUAUCGAUGAUUAUGGAAUACCCGCGUCCAAUAUCUUCUACUCUAGAGAUCUCAGCUUCGUCCAAGGUGUUAUGCGCAUGACUGAUGGCUACGGAGUGGAUGUUGUGCUGAACUCACUGGUGGGCGAGGGGCUGAGGGCAUCGUGGGAGUGCGUGGCUCCAUACGGCAGAUUCAUCGAGAUAGGAAAGGCUGACAUCCAUGCAAACACGCCUUUACCAAUGGCUAGUUUCGCUAACAAUAGGUCAUUCUCUGCGGUUGAUCUUCGCCACCUCGACUUUCAUCGGAAGGAUUUGGCGAGAAGUGUGUUUUUCACGACCAUGGGUCUCGUUCGGGAUGGUACCAUGCAUUGUCCGAGGCCAUGGCAUACCUACUCUGUGUCAGAUAUCGAGCACGCAUUUAGAUACCUACAAAGCGGAAAGAGCACGGGACGAGUUGUCAUUCAGGUCGAACACUCUGCCAAAGUUCAAAAACAACUCAUUCAUCGCAGAACCUGGCGUUUUGAUGAUAACGCUACAUAUCUCAUCGCUGCAGGUCUAGGAGGGGUUGGACGCUCUAUCCUCCGUUGGAUGGCUUCGAAAGGUGCAAAGCAGAUGAUAGUCCCCUCAAGGUCCGGUGCCGCAUCCGAAGCAGCCAUCCAGGUUGUCAACGAACUUACCAAGUUGGGCGUACAGAUAGUGACGCCCAAGUGUGACUUAGCCGCGGCAGGUUCUGUUCAGAAAGUACUUGAAGACUAUGCACAUGUUAUGAGUCCGAUCCGCGGGUGCAUCAAUGCGACCAUGGUCCUUCAGGAUUCGGUCUUCGACAACAUGACGCGUGCGCAAUGGGACGCCACCAUCCGCUCCAAGGUUCAGUCGUCAUGGAACCUCCACAGUCUACUCCCCAAAGACCUCGAUUUCUUCAUCCUACUCUCUUCUGCAUCCGGAGUCAUCGGAAACGCCGGCCAAUCCAACUACGCGGCAGGGUGCACAUUUCAAGACGCGUUGUCUCGAUUCCGUGUGUGUCAUGGCCAGAAGGCAGUCUCUAUCGAUCUCGGACCCAUGCGCAGUGUUGGUGUGGUUGCCGAGCACGAAGGCUUGAAGAGGAGUUUUGAGAAAUACCAAGGUCUAGCCCCAAUCGAGGAGGAGGAAUUUCUCACGCUCAUGGAUAUUCGUUGCGACCCCGGUUACCACUCGCGUACUUCCACAUCGGAAAGCCAAGUUACAAUGGGCAUUGUCACGCCGGUUGAUCUUGUUCAUGAUGGCAGUGAUUUGCCCCUCGAGCAUAUGCAUCGAUCACUCUUUGCCUACUUCAAUCAAGCCGGAGCUGGAUCAAGUAGCUCUGGGCCGGCAAACAGUGUGAACUCAGCAGCUCUGUUUCGGCAAGCGGAGAGCAUAGAAGAGAUGAACGACAUCGUCGUUGAAUCGCUGGUGAGGAAGCUAGCGCGUGCGCUAUCUAUUCAGGCUGAAGAUGUAGACGUGGAUAAGUCUCUACUCUUGUACGGAGUGGACUCCCUUGUUGCGGUAGAGCUUCGCAACUGGAUCACCAAAGAGUUUGCAGCAGACGUACCUGUUUUUGAGUUGAUGAGUGGUAAAUCCGUGUUAGCGAUUGCGCAGCUGGUGACUAAGACUAGUCAGGUGAAGAGAGUAGCUGUAAAGGCAGCAGCCUGA